AUGGUGAACACAGCAAAAAGAAGCAGGCGAAGCAGCACUACUGCUGUUCCAGCAACGCCAGCUUCUGCAGCUGCUGGCAGGAGUCAUACAGCAAUAGGAAUCGAUGAGGACUCAGUAACCGCGGGCGGCGUUGUGGUGCAGGUCCUUGCUCAGCAUUUGGGACGCCAUCUUUUGCAAAAUGAUUUGCUGGCGUGUAGGCUUGUAUGCAAGGAUUGGUGCAAAACGCUAUCCGCAGAACGAAAGACUGUUGAUAUUCUGCAGCUCCGACUGGACGCGGCAGGGAACCUGCCGGCGUUCUUGAGCAUUCCACGCAUUUUCCCGAACGCAAAUUCCUUGUCUUUUCACGUUAGUGAGCGCAUUUCUCCAGUAGCUCUCCUGGCAGCGACCGCAGUGCUGGGCAACAAUGCUUUCUAUAGACGCUUAAAGCAUCUCCUGCUCGCCAGCACUGGACCGCUGGGCAGCAGGUCGAGCACAUGGCCGUUCGGGAUGCCUUAUUGGCCUAUUCAGCUGGAGGGAAUGCAGGGACUCAAGUCGCUCACGUUCAUCGGCCGCGCAGCGAACACCGAACUGCUGCAGACAGUUGCGGAAACGUGCACCCGCCUCACUUCACUAGUUAUGGGGUUAAAUCCAGAAGACCCCUUGGCUCUUCCCUCGCCGGAAUCCUGCGCCCGCCUUGCUACACGACCCAUGGGUGUCCAAGCCAUUGCAAAGCUUACGUCGCUCCGCAGGCUGGCGCUGGUGCUCGAGGAGAGCCCCUGGGACUGGGACGAGGACGAGCGGGGAGGGGGUGCGCAACUGACGACGCUGACUGCAUUGACAGGACUCACUGAGCUGCGGUUGGGGGGCGCACCGGUGAGCGGCGAAUCAGCCCGCACGUUCCUGCGAGCCGCCCAGCAGUUACGACGUCUGGCGCUGAUGUUCGACCCUUUUUCCGGAAGGCUACACGAGCGUCGGGAGCUUGCCCUUUGGAAGAUGCUGCAUCACGUGGAACUGCAGCUGCAGCGCCGGCUUCUGGAGAGCGAUAUCCCCCUGCUGACGCUGGGCCUGAAGAACAACCUCAGAUCGCUACAUCUCAGGUCCUGCACGGUCAGCUCCUAUUCCGUGACCGCUCUAUCCAACCUGACGGCGCUGACCGAGUUGUCUUUCGACGCAUGGCAGCCAAUAGGACUAACCGUGGGGGCUCAGGAGGAUGAUAGCUCUGCAGCAGCGGCUGUCCGGACUGCUCUGGUGGAGCUGCUCGCAGGGCCACUAGGCAUGCAGCUUGAGGUGCUGCGGAUGGACCUGUCCGACCCGAGCAAGGACAUUUAUGGUGACAUGGCCCGGUUGGCCGAGACCUGGGCGCAGGGAUCGCUUCGUGUGCUGCACCUGGUCAACACUGACGGAUACUCUCUGUCCUUCACGGGCGCGCUGGCGAGUCUGGCAGGCCUGACCCGCCUUCGGGACCUGAGGGUUUCUGUGCAGGGCCAGGCCUGUCGCGAUUAUUCCGCGCUCAAGGUCGCGUGGCUUCCCCCUAACCUUACGUGCCUGGAGCUUGUCGGUAUACACUUACCAUGCGGGGAGGAGGAGCUCUUACAUGCCGAGCAGCAGUCGGAGCAGCAGCAAGCGGCCGCGGAAGGGCACGGGGGAACUUGGGAGGAGGGGCAGUCCUGCGGGUCUUUGCAGCCCGAGCGGGCGAGCGAGCCUGCAGCGGCGGCAGGCGCAGGCCUGGACUGCAGAAGCUUAAUAAGCGGCAGAGUCGUGAAUUGUGGCCACGCGCGGCUCCGGCACCUGCAGCGACUGAGUCUCCAUUCAUGCCGGUACAAAUGCUGCAGCCAUUUGAAGGAAGCUCUGGGUCCUGCACUGCUACCCGGUCUGGUGUCCUUAGAGCUGAACGACGUGAGCGGCCUGUUAGAGGAGCACCUGACAGGGCUUGGGACUCUCACCGGCUUGACGAAUCUGUCCGUGUGUGCACUGAGCCAUCCCAGUAUUAGCAGCUCAAGCAUGUUGCAUCCCCUCCGGCAUCUGGCUGCGCUGGACAUUUCCAGCGGCCAAUGGUGGCGCAUGAGCCGAUGGCACAUUGCCUCCGGUCUGGGCGAGGUUCUCCCCUUGUGCGAGCUAACCAAGCAGCUGCCCACGUUCUUGCUGCCAAGCACUUUACACGGGUUUCAUGGCAUGUACACCAUGGCCUCUUCCAAGUCCAAGCCCUGUCCUGGCGUUGUGGGCAAGCGGAGCAGCAAGCAGGCCAUUUCCUAUGGAUUAGGCUUCCUGCGUAGGUACAUGCGUAGCCGUAAAUGCGUAGGCUUGAUUAAGCACUCCGGUGUUCCAGGCGUUCCCAAAUUCCUGGAGGCAGAUGGUAAUACAUACGCUAGGCUGUCUGACCGGAUUUCAGUGUUUGGUGCAACUUCAGCAAGUACCCAGCCGGCCCGAGCACGCGGCGCCGACAACGUGGAUCCAAGGGAGCACCCAGCGGCACGUCUUCCUGCGAACAGACUCUGCUUAUGGAAGCAAUCGAAGCAGGCUUGCUUGCCUAGUAUGUCCGGCAUAGACGGAGGCUUCAAUGGUUCACCAACGCCGCUGAUGAUGGUUGUGGGGCCAUUGGUCAGUUUGAUAUGCCUUUGCACCGUUGCAGCCAUUUGCUUGGCCAUCGCGCAUUACAAAGAAAAACUGGCUGCCAAAGCAAAGAUGGCGAUGGUUUCGAUGGAGCGAAUGAAGAGCGACUCCUCGCACGUGGACUUUCCCACGCACCCCACCCAUCCGCACGGCCGCGUCGUAUCCCCCCUCCCGGCCGUGGCGUACGUCACCUCGGCAGCAAGCCUGGCGGGCCGGCGUAAAUGCAUCACGUCAUCGGCUGCCGCCGCCGCCGUGGAGAGCAGUGUGCGCGCCGGCGGCCGUGGCAGCGGCAGCUUCUGUGUCGGCGCAGGCGGCGGCGCCGGUCAGCUGCAUCACAGGGCCAACAAUGGCGGCGGCGGCGGCGGCGGCGGCAGUCCGCUGACUACGAAUCCUGACCAGUUCGAAUUUAGCAGCAGCAUGUUCGACACCCAGGAUACGAUGGACUCGGCCAUGGUCCAGGAUAUUCUGGGCAGUGUGGAUGCCAACCGGGCGAUGUGCGCACCUGUUCAGAUGCUGACUGGCACAUUUUAG
Molecule: messenger RNA, 3120 nt
Organism: Volvox carteri f. nagariensis
Lineage: Eukaryota; Viridiplantae; Chlorophyta; Chlorophyceae; Chlamydomonadales; Volvocaceae
Exons: 20
Coding region: 1-3120 (1039 amino acids)
Source: RefSeq, a predicted model, not a curated record